Molecule: messenger RNA, 1176 nt
Organism: Diatraea saccharalis (sugarcane borer)
Lineage: Eukaryota; Metazoa; Arthropoda; Insecta; Lepidoptera; Crambidae
Source: the annotation of a GenBank genome assembly
AAAAUUUAACGGUUGAAUCUGGGUUGAACUUGAAAAAAAAAGAAUUGUUUGUUUGUUGAUUGUUUUAUAGGUACAGUAAAGAACAAAUUUUAUUUCUUUAGUAUUAUAGUUAAAAAUAAUUAUACUGUUUAAAUAAUGACAAUCACGAAACAGUUAAAAAUCACUAAACUUUUUCGUAAAGGGACCCAAGAACCAGAGGACUGUGAAGAAAUAGAGGAGGAAAUUAAACAACUGGAACAAACGUUGAAACAGAAGCAAAAUGAACUUUUUGAAUUACAGCGAAACAUUUACAAACGCUCGUCUUCGUCGAAAUGUUCGUCUUCAAAAAUUAAAACUGAUAAAUUUGUGAGACCACAGGUAAAAAUUAAUGUUAAAUGUAAAAUAGUAAAAUACUUUGUUGAAUAUUUAAUGUAACACCAUCCAAACAUCUUAUGUUACAGACAAUAUAUCUUAAUAAAGUAGUGGAUACAUUGAAAGGGAACAUUGAGCUCAUGUAUAUGUUAUCUGGUAUGGAAGUGCAGUCAUAUGUUGCCAAUGACCAUUGCUGUAUUGUUUUUCACAUGCAGCAUGAUACAGAAAACAUAUUGAAACAUGGCCUCAGAAUAGAUAUGAAGUCUGGUUCAAAUGACAUUGCCAAGUCUUCGUUACCAAUGGGUUUCAAUUUAAGCGCUGUACUUGAAGAUUUCAAUAAUAUAAUGAUGCCAGAUUGUCUGAGUGCUAUACGAAAGGCAUUAGUUGCUUACUACUGUAGAUUGGAACAAUAUGAAGCAUUGAAGAAAGUUGUAGUUGGAGAAGCGCAACUUUUCAAGAUUAUUGAUGGGUCCCAUAUAGAAAUAACCUUUCUUGCACAAAGUGACAUGGAGGAAGAAGAUGAACAAAUCAGUGUCAUAUUAAUGUUGGAUUACAGGGUGUAUGAUAUAAGACCAAAGACAUUUUCAUUCAAAGAAAUUGAUUUACCAGAAAAUGCUAUUGAAGCACUCAAAGCACAAUGUUCAGUUUUUAAGAAAAAACCUCUCCAUAAAGCUUUCAAAGAGGCCUUCAUGGAAGGCAAUGGUCAAUAUAGUCUAAGUUACCAGGUAAAUAGUAUUAAUUUGAUUUUUAGUCUUGGUGAAUGUAUAAAAGUGCAUGUUACUAUGCAUUAGUCCUUAUAUUUGUUAAUUAAUAAGUAGACUCUGG